This is a messenger RNA of Aaosphaeria arxii CBS 175.79, 913 nucleotides long. RefSeq lists its product as uncharacterized. Lineage: Eukaryota; Fungi; Ascomycota; Dothideomycetes; Pleosporales. The record is from RefSeq and is a predicted model, not a curated record. The coding region runs from base 110 to 604 and encodes 164 amino acids. The transcript has a single exon.
CCGAUGCUAUCCGUACACUUCGAUAGCUCGUGUCCGAGGUAGCGGGAGAUUGAAUGAGUUACCAAAAGCAAUACACAUUUCAAAGGAUCAUUCAAGCAAUGAUUAUUAUAUGCGUAGGUACGAGAAUAUACGCAAAUGCACACCUCCCACGGCCAUCCCGAGGAAGGUGUGCCGAGUGCAGUGUAGAUCAUGGCAUGACAUGACAACAAAUAAAAUAAACGCACCAUACGAUGAAUGUAUGUAUGUCUUCAAUUUAGCGUAUCUCUACGCCGUAAAUGGCCGCCUUGUCCUUCGCCAACCCAUGGAUCGGUUCUCUCCUCAACAAGGCCUUUUCACCCAAUUGCAAUACUGCUGUCCUGCAACCGAUGAGUCCUGCCAUGGCUUGUCUCCAUUUCCCCACAGACUUGGAAGCAGUGGAAUGGGGUCUUGGUGCCUAGUAUUGCGCGCGAGACGGGCAUUGUUAUUGCGGGGCAGGAGGUUGAACAUCCAUUCACCCCGCAUCACGGGAACGGAUCAACGGCAUGACGUCUAUAGGAGAGAAAGCAUGAAAGGUCAUAGGCAAUAUUUGGUUGACAUUGUGCUAUUUCAUUUUCCCCAUGGCUGAGGUCUCUAGGUGAUCGUAUAUCAUUGAAUACAUCAUACAAGUGGUAUCAAACAGGUGGUCUCGGAAUCCACGUGACAGUCCCAUACUAAACUCCUGGAAAAUGCUCCUCCAUUGUUGCCCUGCUCAUACCGCAAUACUGAAAACGAUCAAGAAAUGGGUACGGAAUUCCUCAGGCACCAAAGACGCCCUCGGGAGUGCUCACAAUUAUUCCGCCUUCUCCUGCACUGCUCAGCCUAGCACAGAGGUUCAGGAAUACGACUGUCUCGGUGGCUGCAAGAUAGUUCAGAGUAUCCAAUAGUAUCUUCAAAU